ACUGUUUCCAGUACAGUACCGACAUCAAGAAGAUCAACAUGUGAUGUUUGGACUCAUGUGAGGGAUGCUGGAGGUUUGUUUGCCUGGUGUCCUGGAGACAGCAUGGGUUGGUUUAAAAGCAUCUCCCGUGAGUGGUGUGUGCGUGAGAGAGUCACUGUAUGGCUGCAUCUUCUGAGACGGCGUGAUGCUUCUCGUCAGGAUUGACCUGUGAAAACACUUGAGCGGGUGUCAUGCCGUACCUCGUGCACACGGCUCACGCUCUGUCCGUGGCUCUCUUGCUCGGUACGGUGGGCUGGAUCCUCACCAUAGUGACUAUGGGAAUGGUGGAGUGGAGGGUGUGGGAAGUGUCCGACCUGUCCGUCAUCUCCUCCGGUCUGGCCUGGGUGGGCGUCUGGAGAGUGUGUUUUUACAGCAGCGCUCCCAUCCUGCCAGAGAAUGAAAUCAUGUUCUGUCAGAAAAUUGGUAUGUUUGAAUCUUUCACUCCACCUGAGAUCAUUGCCGCUCAGGUGCUGAUGUUAGUGGCUGUGAUGCUGGGGCUGAUGGGUAACGUCAGCGUGGUGUACGGCCUCAGGAACAUUUACUUUGGAUUGAAUCUUUUCAAACGCAUCCGUCUGGCUCUUUCGGCUGGAGGUGCUCUCUUCAUUCUCACUGGCGUUUCUACCCUCAUCCCAGUCUUUUGGAAUCUCAGUUCUGUCGCACACAACCAGACUAUUGUUUUCCCCCCAGCGUUUCGCAUGCCGUCCGCACCUGAAAAGCAGCACAUCGGCCCUGGGAUCGGUGUUGGGAUUGUGGCGUCUUUUCUGGUGGUUUGUAGUGGGCUGAUCGUUCUGUCUUACAGGGUUCCAGUUGGUUUGACGGGCAUUGUGAAACCAGAAGACAAAGACAUGAACGAUGAUGGAACAGACAAUCCUGCUUUCACCAGAACAGACGAGUGACCGCAAACUACAUCAUACUGUAUACACAAACAUCGAAAGUCAUCGUUUAUUCUCCUUAUGUGUUUGUGUAACGGUUUUUCUUCAGUGAAACACAAUAGAGGAUAUUUUGCUAAAUAUCUCAGUGGUUUUGUGUUCAUACAGGGCAGUUCAGUGUUGUUUGAUUAUCAGAAGAAAGAAACUCACGCCGGUUUGACUUUGACAGGAUGUAAGGGGGAAUAAAGGGUAUAAAGGGAAUAAAGAGAUUAAAUGUAAGGUUUAUUUAAAGUAAAUGUGAGAAUUGAGAAACACAUGAGACGGAUAUGUGUUUUCUAGGAGAUGGUCAGAAAUGAUGAUGACGUGUAUCAUGAAGAAAAAACAUAAACAACCGACCCCACGAGACUCCCGAAGUCAAAUUUAAUUUAGAACAUUGCUUGUGAAUAUUUGUCACGUUUAGUAAAAUAAAACCGCCUGUUUACAUUCUAUCCUUAUGUGUGAAGAGUAAAUCAAAAGCAGACAGAAAGUGUGUGCUGACUUUAUUCUAAUGUGUUGGAUUAGAGUUGGAGUUAAACUCUGUUGGACGUUGAUCUCCUGGCACCGGGAGACGACAGAUGAUUGUAAAGGAAGUGAUGUGGGAGGCUUAAACUUGCGUAAUUGGGCCGUUGGCAUCGAUCCAAGCUGGUAGGUGUGUAGCUCAGAUGUUGAGCCCGCUCAUGUGAACUGCUGUGGAGGAUGGUGGUGGCAGGGCACGUGAAAAACUCCAGACUAUCACUGCACUAAUUGUUAUCCUGGAAGGACAGUCCGUGCCAAAGCCGUUCCCUCUGAGGUCCACAUUGUGUCGAGACUGAGAGCCGCCGAACAAAAGGCCUCUAUUGGACAGAACGCUGCGUCUGAAUAUAAAAACCCAACAGACCUGUGAGUUCAGAUCACAUAUGAUUCUGAUGUGGCUGAUGUGCUGUAUUUAAGUCUUCUGAUCUCUUUAAUAUCUCUAUUAUUUCUUACGUGAGUCGGAUCAAAUCUGUGACUCCGGUAUUUUUCCUGCAAGAGUCAGAAAUCUUUGAGUUUGAGAAGAGAUGUCAACAGUGUGUCAAACUGAGCUCAGAUCUGUCUCGUCUGCAGUCAAAAGUCCAUAUUAGUGAAGAUCUCUGUAUCAAGUCAAACAUUUCUCAUCAAAUGUACAAAAUCUAGAUUAUUUUAACUCAUUUCACUCAUUCAUGUGGUUCAAAUCAGAGACUAAUUUGAUGCCUAAAUUAAACACAUGAAUGAAUAUCUCAGCGAUCUUUCAGUCUGAUUGAGGAAAAUCAGUAGUGAUUCUCAUCCGUGUGUCUCAUUAUCAUAAAGGAAGUGGGCGGGAUCUAUAUCUGAAGAAAGCUUUGUAUGAAACAGAUCAGAAGAUUAGCAUACAGCUUUAUAAUGACUCUAUUGUAGAAGCUCCACAAAGAAAAGCUUCAUGUCUGAUCUGACAGCAGCUGGAGUGCAGAUCUUCACGUGUCCGGCGUGAGAAGAACGGACAGAGAAUCUCACGAGUUAAAACUGAUGGGAUUUAAUACGUUUUAAUCUCUCAAAGAAACACUUCUGCUGUAGAAUGACCACAUCAGACACAGCUCUUAUAUAAUCAUUCGGUUAUUUACAAUCGUUUCAUGUGGUCAGCAGCAAAAUAUUCAUCUGUCUCUAGUUUGAACAUUUUAUUUCAGAAUAAACUCAUAAAGUGAUGUGUAUCAGCAAAUUCAACACCUGUUUGACUGAAUGAAUAUCAGAUUUGAAGUGUAUUGUUUUCUAUGAAAAAAGCAUCCUCAAAAUAACAAGAGUUUACUAAAGAAACAAAAUUGCAUAUAAUAUUAAGAUGUUCUGUUUAUAUUUUUUAGUCUUAUCUAUUAGGUAUUGAAACCAUAAUAAAGUGAAAUAGUUUUUCUUAACAUUGAGUAAUGGGUAUGUAAAAUUUGUGCUAAAUUUGUUGAGCUGAAAAAAUAAAUGUGACCCUGGACAACAAAACCAGUCUUAAGUGUAUAAAAAUACAAGGUAUGGCUAAAACAAUAGAUUUUUCAUUUAUGGCAAAAAUCACAAAGAUAUUAAGUAAAGAUCCUGUUCCAUGAAGAUAUUUUAUAAAUUUCCUAGCGUAAAUGUAUAAAAACUUUAUUUUUGUGUCUUUAUUGCAGUGCCUACAGUGCCUCUGAUUACCAACUUCAAAGGUGAUUUUCUCAAUAUUUCGCAAUAUUUUUGCACCAUCAGAUUUCAGCUUUAUGAUCACAUAUCAAUAGAAAGCUUAUUUCUUCAGCUUUCAGAUGAUGAAAAAAUCUCAAUUUCUAAAAAUGUACCCUUAAGACUGGUUUUGUCGUCCAGGGUCAAAAUUUAGGAUUCAUAUUCUCUUCUCAUUAUAUUACACAAAUUUACUUUAACUAAUCAUUUAGUUAUCUUGUUAUAAGUAUAUGCAGAAUAAGUAUAUAUUUUAUUUGUUACAUUUUUAUACCGCUGACAAGAAUCUACAACACACAUCUCCGCAUAAAUCAUAUGAGUAAAAUAAACAUUCAUCUCAUCUUU
This is a messenger RNA of Triplophysa dalaica, 3449 nucleotides long. Its product is annotated as claudin-34-like. The record is from RefSeq and is a predicted model, not a curated record. Gene Ontology annotation, biological process: bicellular tight junction assembly; cell adhesion. The transcript has 2 exons. The coding region runs from base 231 to 935 and encodes 234 amino acids. Lineage: Eukaryota; Metazoa; Chordata; Actinopteri; Cypriniformes; Nemacheilidae. Gene Ontology annotation, cellular component: plasma membrane; bicellular tight junction. Gene Ontology annotation, molecular function: structural molecule activity.